Molecule: messenger RNA, 1577 nt
Organism: Aspergillus aculeatus ATCC 16872
Lineage: Eukaryota; Fungi; Ascomycota; Eurotiomycetes; Eurotiales; Aspergillaceae
Product: cell wall mannoprotein 1 family protein
Exons: 1
Coding region: 468-1346 (292 amino acids)
Cellular component (GO): extracellular region
Source: RefSeq, a predicted model, not a curated record
GAUCACCGCUGCCGCCAUCUUCCGCCAGCCGGACACCCUGGAAAGAGGCAAUCAAGAUUGUAGCCACUUCGCAGAGCGGGAAAUGAGCCCGUCAUCAAAUCGUUGGUCCAGAACGACCAUCACACUGACGAUCCUUCCUAGCUUUCCCAGGCACCACACCCUCUUCGUCCUAAAUCGGGGUCAAUCAUGGAGGAGAGCCUUGGUCCUGGCAAUGACACGAUCCAUCGGAGCAGCAAAACCUUCCCCUGGUCGAAAUUGGCCUCGGCCCCCGUGCCGUGGUGCACAUGUGAGGAUGUACGCCAGACUUCUCUCUAUAUAUAGAGGGCUACACUUGCAGUUUCCAUGACCACCAGCAUCGAUACAUUCUUUAGAUCGCCUGCCUCCUACAGCAAUCGGACUUGAGCAUUCGUUGAGCCUACACAGUCUAAUAUCUAUCACUCUAAUCAACCGUCGUUCUCAUCAUCAAAAUGAAGUUCACCAGUGUUCUCUUCACUCUGGGCCUGGCCACCAGUGUCUUGGCCAACCCUACUAAGGUCGUCCGUGAGCCCAGCCUUGUUGAGCGUGAUGUCGCCGCAGUGACCAGCGUUCUUGCCGACAUCGAGACCAAGGUCAAGGCCCUUGAUUCUGCCAUCAACAGCUACAGCGGUGGAGACCCCUCCAAGGUCGAGUCUGCCUCGACCGAUUUGGUCUCAACUAUCAACUCGGGUACCACCACUGUUAACGGCGGCGACGAUCUUAGCUCCACCGAUGCUCUCGAGAUCCCUGGUCCUGUCCAGGACCUGACCAAGGACGUUCAGACUGCGGUCAACGACCUGAUCUCGAAGAAGGACCAGUUCGUCUCGGCUGGUGCUGGUGCCACUGUCUACCAGCAGCUCCAGAAGCAGUACACUGCUGCCAAGAGCUUGGCCGACGCUCUCACUUCCAAGGUUCCCGAGUCCCUCUCUAGCCUUGCCAGUUCUCUGUCUGCUGGUAUCACCGAUGCCAUCCAGAAGGGUGUCGAUGAGUACAAGGAUGUUGCUACUAGCUCUGGCACCGCUUCCAGCGCUACUUCUGCUGCCUCUUCUGCCAGUGACAAGACCGCCACCAGCGCUGCUUCUUCCGCGACUGAGAAGAGCGAGACCACCGCUGCCGCUGCAACCACGAGCGAUUCCGCUACCACUGGUGCUCAAACUUCGUCUCCCGUGAUCCCCACCUCCGCCAGCGCCUCUGCUACCCCCUCCAGCUCCAGCACCCCCUCUGCUUCCGCCAGCUCCACCCUCUUCACUGGCGCUGCCAACUCUGACCGCUUCAGCUACGUCUUCGGUGGUGCUGCUGCUGCUGCUGCCGCCAUUGCUGCUGCCUUGUAAGGGAGACAGCCGAAGAUGACCUGAGCCUGCAAGGGAUAAACGAUUGUGAAGAUCCAAGUGCAACGGUUAUCGACAAGUGCGAUCAUGAAAAGAUACGGGCUGGCCAUGUAUAUCUAUUCACCGUUGAUUGAUUUCAGCCCGGGACUGUGGCUUAAUGUCUUUGAUUCUUGGUUUGGUUUGAUUUGUUGGGUGUUUAAUUGGUUGACAAUGUAAUAUGGUCUCAGUACAACC